GCUCAAAUAUGAAACAUGAUGCUGCUGCAUGCCCUGCCCCACUACUAUAGAGAAAUUGAGGGAACUGUCCUGUCAAGAACCUUUGAGUCCAAUGAAGUACUAACUCCACUUCAAAUUCCUUCUUGUCCAACCAUCUCACAAGACAGAUAUAAAGAGUUCACGGAAUCCCUUCACUGCUGCAAGCUUCCCUGGGGAGCAGAAAGGGAGCAUGGAGGAAUUGCACUACCUGUACUGCCAGAAGACAACAGGGCAAAGGGUAAGUCUCCAUGUACAUUUGUUAAAGGACAUCAAACUUAUGGUAGUGGUGUAGACCCUUGGCCAAGAGGCCUUUUCACUGAGCAGUACUAUGAUGUCACUCAGCUUAAGUGAUCUGAUGUCCAUAUGGACCACUCCCUGGAUUUGCUUCAUAAACCACCAGAUAGUUUGGCUAAGCUACUGUGCCUGCCAUUUCCCACCUCUCAUCCCUACCAGACACACAUCUCUACGUAUGCCAUGAUCCCAAACUUCAGAUCACAUGAGGAUUUAGACACUGCGAUUGAUGCAAGCAGUCAUCAGCCUUUCCAUCCCCAUAUCCCUACCAAGGCUUUUGAUGUGAUUGUUCUGAGAAAGACCAGAGGUAAUCCAUACAGGCAUGAAGUUGUCCGUAUUCCCUCUGACUCCCAGAAGAAGGCUGUACACUGGCCGGGACAGCACACAUACUUUCAGCUUCCUAAGUUUGCUGAAGAAAAGGGUCAAAUAUGCUAUUCAAAUCCACCAAAGAUAGUGGCCCCCAACUCCACUUUUAAAGAGCUAGAAUAUAACCUCUCUCCAAGAACAACCAAUAUGCUAUGAAACACUGAAAGAGUUCUGGGCAUCACAACAUAGAGUUCAGACUUCAGAGGAAGCGGUCCCACAAGUCCCUUUAUCCUGGGUAACUAUUACAUGAAAGCAGUUGGCAGAUUAACUGGAGAACUAAGUGAAGAUGUGGAACUAAAACAGAAUUUUCUGCCUAGUCUCUCACAAGUGAGACCUCUUGAAGGGUACACUACAUGUUUACUUCAAGGUCAACAUCCCUAUGAAUCAAUUCUGCAAGAACAGUACUCCUCCAGUAUUCAGAUUCCUCUGCCUUUAUUCACACUUUCAGGAAGGCCUGAACUUGAAUCCCUUCCAAAAUCUGCAUCAUGUCAGCCUUCGUGGAGACCAGAGGAUGGGCCAAGAAAGACAGCACUGCCUGAAUGGAUACCUAGCUGUAAGGUUCCUCUCCCUAGCUGUAAGGUUCCUCAGAACCAGACAGCACUGCUGGAGCUGCAGCAUUCCUUCUGUAAGACAGCAGCACAAAAACAUCUUCAUGAUUCCAUAAGAGGAGAGACAAAAGACCUCCGAAGUAACAUUACUGAGGGGAAAAGACACAAAUUCUAUGGUUUCAAUGCUUUUUAUUUCUUUAAUUGA
Harpia harpyja (harpy eagle) is the source of this 1428-nucleotide messenger RNA. RefSeq names its product chromosome 1 C7orf31 homolog (gene SPMIP4). The record is from RefSeq and is a predicted model, not a curated record. Gene Ontology annotation, cellular component: centrosome. NCBI's taxonomy places the organism in Eukaryota, Metazoa, Chordata, Aves, Accipitriformes, Accipitridae.